AUGUUUUCAUCCACUAUUGGACAGGAUUGUCCGAGCAGACGGGAGAUACAAGGCACCCUGAAACAGGUCCAGAAGCUUCUGGCAGCUCAUGAAAGCUCAUAUGGACAAAGUUUGAAAAAUCUGAAAAAGAAAAUCAACCUAUUACAGAACAGUGCACCAAAGCUACCCAGAGACACCAACAUCACCUGUCCCAAGCUGGACGCCCCUCUGUAUGGGAGAAAACUCGGCAAAUCUCAGAGUGUUGGCCAUGAAGUGCACUUCCUGUGUGACCCAGGUUAUGAACUGGUUGGAUCUGAGAGUCGUCUUUGUCAAGAAAGUCUGGUGUGGGGCGGCCAGCAGCCGACCUGCAGAAACAUCAAUGAGUGCGCCUCCUCUCCAUGUCUGAAUGGAGGAACAUGUACAGAUGAAGUGAACCAGUUCUCCUGUGUCUGUGCCAAAGGCUGGGCUGGAGUUACCUGCCAGAGCCCAGUGCCCACCUUCUUCUUGUCCAUAACAAACACAUCUGCUGGUGCUGCUGCUGCUACAGUUCUACCAGCUGCCACCAGUGGACCCUUUGUUCGACCGCCACGAUGCACCAUGACACAGGGCACCACACACUGCACUUGUGAGCCCGGAUACACCAUCUCUGGCAGAGACCCCUACACUUGCACUGACAUAGAUGAGUGCGAGUUGUUUCAUAAUGGACAGUCAGGACGCCUUUGCCUACAUACCUGCGUGAACACUCCUGGAGGUUACCGCUGCAACUGUCCCGCUGGAUAUGAAGUAACUCGGGAUGGCCGUGGCUGUAAAGAUAUUGACGAAUGUGCAACAAGACAGAACAACUGUACAAGGGAUCAGACUUGUAUUAACACAAAUGGUGGAUACCAGUGCGUUCGUGUUGAAUGCCCAAAAAUCCCUAAUGCAUCAUAUGUCAAGACUUCACCCAUGCGGUGUGAGCGCAAUCCCUGCCCUCUGGAUAACAAGGCGUGCUCCCAAACUCCCAACUCCUUCUCCUACCAUUACCUCUCUGUGGUCUCCAACCUGUCCGCUCCUCGGGUGAUGUUCCGGGUGUCUGCGCUGCGUCCAAUCGGGGACACGCUGCGCUUCUCUCUGGUCGGUGGGAGACACAUCCGCAGAUACUUCACAGUCCAGCGCUCAGACCGUCUGACUGGGCAGCUGAUGCUCGUGAGCCCCGUCCAGGGUCCUGCCACUUUAGAGGCCGAGGUGGAGAUGACAGAGCUGGAGAGAAAAGAGCAACUGGGCCGAUACAUCACCAAAGUCACAAUGUUUGUUUCCCAAUAUGACUUCUAA
Molecule: messenger RNA, 1290 nt
Organism: Knipowitschia caucasica
Lineage: Eukaryota; Metazoa; Chordata; Actinopteri; Gobiiformes; Gobiidae
Source: the annotation of a GenBank genome assembly